Messenger RNA from Diatraea saccharalis (sugarcane borer), 1009 nucleotides. The record is from the annotation of a GenBank genome assembly. Lineage: Eukaryota; Metazoa; Arthropoda; Insecta; Lepidoptera; Crambidae.
AGAAAAUUUUUGAACGAAAGCGCACGUGGGAACGUCGUGUUUUUCUACGCUUAGAUGUUAUAAAUUUGUUGUAUUUCAACUUUAUUUAUUAUGGUAGUAGCUGAAAUCGUUGAGAAAACGAUGAAAAAGCCAACAGUAAAAGUGUCUGUUUCCGAUUCCGACUCAUCUUCUUCCGAUAGCACCGAUGAAUUGAAAAACGAAGAACACGAUAAUGAGCAGAUUCUUGAAGCGGAUGGUGAAAGCAGCGAUGGAAGCAAUACUGAUUCUGCAGAAUCAAGUUCACUUGUAACUAAUAAAGGUUGGGCAGACUCAGUAGCUAAAAUCCUCGGUUCCAGUAAACCAAAACACAAAAAAUCACUGGUACUAUCGAGAGCUAAGAAAUAUGUAGAAACAAUAAAAAAGGAAAAAGAUGUAAAGCCAGAAUUUGAGGUAAUCGGAGAAAGUAUAGACAUAAAGAAAGAAGAAGAACACAAAGAAGAGAAAUGUGAUGGAGAACCACCAACUAAAAGAAUAAAACAUGAAAAGCCUACAAUUCGAGUGAAACCAAAUAUAUUAGAGAAAGAUAGAGAGAGAUUAUUAGCAAAAAUAGCUACAAAGGGAGUAGUACAAUUAUUUAAUGCAGUAAGAAAUCAACAAAGAACAUUGGAAAAAGAUAUAAACAAAAGUAACUUGACAGAAGGUAAAAAGGAGAAGAUACUGAAGAAAUUCGAUAAGAGAACAUUUUUAGAUAAGUUGAUGGGUCAAACAAAGUCAAUAAUUGUGGACAAAGAAGCAAAUACUGUAAAGGAUGAGGUAAAAGUUGAAGACAGUGUUCCUAAAUGGAAUGCACUGAGGGAUGACUUCAUGAUGGGUGCUAAAAUGAAAGAUUGGGAUAAGGAGUCAGUAGAUGAAUAAAUUUUUUAAUAAAAUUCUAAUUUAUUUUUGUGAUAAUACAUAAUUUAAGUUAAACUUAACUAUAACUAGUUAAUAAUUGUGGUUAAGAAUUUUAUUAAAAUUUAAUUGGUCUAUU